Messenger RNA from Thyridium curvatum, 651 nucleotides. RefSeq lists its product as uncharacterized. The coding region runs from base 1 to 651 and encodes 216 amino acids. Lineage: Eukaryota; Fungi; Ascomycota; Sordariomycetes; Thyridiales; Thyridiaceae. Gene Ontology annotation, biological process: mitochondrial translation. Gene Ontology annotation, molecular function: structural constituent of ribosome. The record is from RefSeq and is a predicted model, not a curated record. Gene Ontology annotation, cellular component: mitochondrial large ribosomal subunit. The transcript has a single exon.
AUGGCCGCCCACCUCCCCUCGAGAGGAAGCCUCCUCUGCCGGCGCACCACCACCUCAUCACCCUCCCUCCUGCUCAGCUCCUCCGCCUCCUCAUCACGAACCAGCACAUCCCACACGGCAACGAGCAGGCCCACGCCCUUCUCAACGACCCAGCUCCGGCACGCGACCCUCGUGCCCCGGCCCCGCCGGCCCUACCACUUCACGCAGCUAGUCCAGCUCUCCGACGGCAGCACCUACACGGUGCGCACGACCUCGCCCGUGCCCCUGCACCGCUCGACCAAGGACACCCGCAACCACGUGCUCUGGCAGCCGUCGGAGAAGUCCCUGCGCAACGUCGAGGUCGACGAGGCCGGCAAGCUGGCCGCCUUCCGCGAGCGCUUCGGCCGCGGCUGGGACGCCGCCGAGGCCGAGGAGGUCGAGGACACGUCGACGCGGGCCGGCAAGAAGGCCGCCGCGGCCAAGGCAGCUGCGGCCGAGGCCGAGGCUGCCACUGAGGCGGCCAAGCCCAAGGCUGCGGCGGCGGAGGACCCGUUCGAUUCGCUGGCCGACUUGAUCAGCGGGUAUGCCGCGCAGAGCGAGGUGCCACGCGGCGGCGGCCUGAGUGCCAAGGACCAGGCGAAGAAGGACAAGGCCUCCAAGAAGAAGAAAUAG